Molecule: messenger RNA, 1893 nt
Organism: Bactrocera oleae (olive fruit fly)
Lineage: Eukaryota; Metazoa; Arthropoda; Insecta; Diptera; Tephritidae
Source: RefSeq, a predicted model, not a curated record
UCAAUGCUUUGAGGUUUUGGUUUGAUUUGCUGAGUCAUUAUAUUGUUUAUAUGGCAUAUGGCAGAACUGCGUCGUUAUCGAAUAUCGUUUUAUCCAUACCUGUUGAUAGCAGGCCAGAAUAUCGUAAACUCCAAUCGAUAGAUAAGGCAUAAAGGCAAUGCCUGGGGCGGAAAUGGUUAUGUUUAAAGGUCGAGUCGGUUCACUAAGUUUUGGCACCACACCAAUUUCAACAACAGGCCCUCGAUAUUAACCAAAAAUAAGAUGUAAAGUCAACAACAAGUAAUUCGUUCCUCAUAUUCGGUCUAUUAGAACUAGGGGUAUGUAUGUAGGUACUGUUUUCGACCAUGGUGCCAGGUUUUAUUUCGUAAUAUCUCCACCCAAUUUAAUGGAAAUAAUUUUUUGUAGCAGUAUAGUUUUGCUAAAGGUCCACACGUUUGCGAAAGUAUUCGAAAUUGUAUUGACUAUUGAAAUAUAUGUUAAACCAACGAAAUCACAAUAGUUAACAUAAAUAUUAGAAUAUGCUGUUUUUCAAUCUCUACAUUUGAUUGAAUUGAAAGAACAUAGUAAAAAAACAAACACCAUGAUUUAAUUUUCAAAUAAAUUUCAUUCGUUAAAAUAUAAAAAUAAAAUUAGCUAUCUUUGAUUCUCUAAAAUUUCUUGUUAAUUCUUCAAAAUUUUAAGUAAAGACUAAAUUUGGCUUAUUUAAAUAAAUUGCUUCUACUUUUAAAGUUAAUAAAAAUAUAAAAACAAGGUACAAUGACAUCUGAACUCAAUAUGAAUCGUUUAAAUUUACCAAACAUGGUUGAUCGACAGCUAAAAGAGGUCACUUUGCCCGUCGAAACAUACUUUAGUCCCAAUAUUUUAACGGGAAAGCGCAAAGUCCUCGAGGAGAGACCGCUUAAAGCCGAAAUAAGCACAUCUUUCAAUAGCAUUGUAGCAUCUGUACAUCAUAAAUUGAGAAAUCGAAAAGUUCGAAGAGUUGAAAAACCCGCAAUCAUUGAAGAAAAAUCAACUAACGAGACGCCGGCAGAAACUUCACCACAAAAUCCUUUAAACGUUAAAUUAGAGAUGGUAGAAACUAAAGCAGAUCCAAAGGUCAAUAGUACAAAACCAACUAUACAAUUAAAAGCGACUUCCAUACCACAAAUAAAAGCGGCACGCGCACAAAAGCAACAACAGCGUAUGCGUCGUGCAAUACAUAAUUACCAGGAUUACAAUGAUCCCGUUAGUCAUAGGCGACUGCUCGAGGUACAAAAACAGAAAAGAAUCCUCGAAGAAAUGCUUUUGGAAAAUGAACGAAUGGAUCGUGAUCGUCAAGCCAUGGCCUUAGAGAUACAAGCGCUGAGGGAAUAUAUGAAUGAUUUAGGACACAAAUUGGAUAACUACUCUAAAAGGUUAUCGCCGAAACCGAUUAUGCGCAGUGAACCUUUGUUGAAACCCAAACUAAACCUAAAGCCACAGCCGUGGAAUGGUUUGAAUUCUAAGAAAAUACUUAGUCCGGCAAGAAAAGUGCAUGUACCUCAAUCAAUAUUGAAAAUUACGAAUUCUACAGCGAAACCAACAAAUCAAACUAUAAAUACAGCAAGUAGCCCAGUGCGACAUAAUCGUAGUCCGACACGUAAUUCGCCCAGCCCAUCCAGGAAUACAAAGCGUUGAGAAACAAAUAACUACCCACAUACAAAUGCAUGUAUGUAUGAUGUAUGAUGGAUCAAGAUGUUAUACAGAGAACUCUGAUACGCUGAACUACAUAUGUAGGCUAUGGAAUCUAGUGGCUGAUUUAAUUGUCGGUGUAGAUAACAUUUGAAAGUAAAAAAAAAAAUAGUAAAACAUUAAAAUCUUUGUACUUUGCCACAUAAAUACAUACAAAUAUACACUUUUUGUGCUUCAAAGUUA